Messenger RNA from Closterium sp. NIES-65, 897 nucleotides. NCBI's taxonomy places the organism in Eukaryota, Viridiplantae, Streptophyta, Zygnematophyceae, Desmidiales, Closteriaceae. The record is from the annotation of a GenBank genome assembly.
AUGCAGCGGUGGCUGGCGACAAAGCCCAAGGGGUUUAUCGAUCCGUCGAAGCAGUACGAUACGUCGUUAGAAGAUCAGCUCUUAGCGGAGAUAGAAGAAAAAGAGCAGCAGAGGGGGCAGGAGGCAUCAACGGGAGGAGGGAACAAGCCGGGAGGCAGCGCGGGGGAGAAGGCGGGUGAGAGGAAAGGGGAGUCACACGGGGAAAAGAGGGGAAGGAGCAGUCAAGGAGUGUUAGACUCGCCUGCAAAAGGGAAGAAGGCCAACACAGGGUUUAUCAUCGGCGACCUUUCAUCACUCAGUCUGUUGUAUCUAAGCUUCUCCCUCUCCCUCUCCCUUACCCUCUCCCUCUCCCUCUCCCUCUCCCUCUUCCUUACCCUCUCCCUCUCCCUCUCCCUCUUCCUUACCCUCUCCCUCUCCCUCUUCCUUACCCUCUCCCUCUCCCUCUCCCUCUUCCUUACCCUCUCCCUCUCCCUCUUCCUUACCCUCUCCCUCUCCCUCUCCCUCUUCCUUACCCUCUCCCUCUCCCUCUCCCUCUUCCUUACCCUCUCCCUCUCCCUCUCCCUCUCCCUCUCCCUCUUCCUUACCCUCUCCCUCUCCCUCUUCCUUACCCUCUCCCUCUCCCUCUCCCUCUCCCUCUCCCUUACCCUCUCCCUCUCCCUCUCCCUUACCCUCUCCCUCUCCCUUACCCUCUCCCUCUCCCUCUCCCUCUCCCUCUCCCUCUCCCUCUCCCUCUCCCUCUCCCUCUCUCCUUCGCUCUCUUUUUCCCUCUCCCCCUCCCGCCUCCCCCUCCCCCUCCUCCUCCCUAUCCUUCUCCCUCUCCCUCUCCCUCUCGCCCUCCCCCUCUCUCUCCCUCUUCCACUCCCCUCCCUCUCCCUCUCCCUUUUACCUCACCUGUAA